Molecule: messenger RNA, 687 nt
Organism: Debaryomyces hansenii CBS767
Lineage: Eukaryota; Fungi; Ascomycota; Pichiomycetes; Serinales; Debaryomycetaceae
Product: DUF202 domain-containing protein
Exons: 2
Coding region: 1-687 (228 amino acids)
Source: RefSeq, a predicted model, not a curated record
AUGAAUCAAGAUGUCCCAAUAAUUGACAAUCCCUUACUACGGAAUAGAAGCCGUUCUUAUGAUCAUCGAAAUACAAGAAAUCAAUCGAAUACCUCUAGACAAAUAUCAAAUAAGAAAGAAGAUCCCUCAGAAGACAUUACUCACUUCAGUAAACCUAGACCAUUAGACUCUAUCAACGACAAGGAUUCAAAUAGAGACCAAGAUGUCGAAGGAGACGAAAAGCAGCCCGAUCCAAUUGAUAACCCAUAUUUGAAAUAUGCUAACUAUACGUCAUUAAUGUUGGAAAAUAAAGGUUCCGUAGCCAGAGAUCACCUAUCAAACGAAAGAACCUUUUUGGCUUGGACAAGAACAGCUCUGGCAUUUAUUUUGGUUGGUGUUGGUUUUACUCAAUUCUAUCGUCUUGAGCUAAGGACUGCUGCUGCUGCUGUUGCCGAUGAUAUAAGUUUUGACAUUCCUGAAGAUCGAAUACAUGAGACGUUUAAACAAUUAGGUAAACCAUUGGGUACAUUAAGUUUUGUACUAGCAACUAUAACAUUACUUUUUGGUGUUUACAGAUACUAUCAAGUACAGAUGAUGCUAACAAGAGAAUUUUAUCCUGCUACAAGAAUAACAGUCAUUGUAUUACUAAUAAUUAAUCUUGUCAUACUCAUAUUACUCUUGAUUUUAAACAUAAAGGUAAGUCAGUAG